AUGUCUACAAAAGGUAGUCCAUAUGAUGCAAAGAUUGUUAAUGUAGAAGAAUCACCUAAUGGGAAAUGGAUUCAAACUCGUAAAAUAAAUUAUACUGAUCCUAAAGGUAAUAAUAGGAUUUGGGAAAUGGCAGUUCGAACUACGAGAACUGAAACUACUAAUAUUGAUGCAGUUUCAAUUGUUUCAAUUUUACAUAAUACUAAGAAUAAUUCUAAAGAUAUUGUAAUUGUUAAACAAUUUAGACCACCAACUGAACAUGUAGUAUUAGAAUUACCCGCAGGACUUAUUGAUCCUAAAGAAUCAAUAGAAUCAACGGCUGAAAGAGAAUUAAUUGAAGAAACUGGUUAUUAUGGGAAAUUUUCUAAACAAUCAUUGGUAAUGUAUAGUGAUCCAGGAUUAACUAAUGCAAAUAUGGUUUUAGCAUAUGUUGAUGUUGACCUUAAUGAUCCAAGAAAUCAAAAUCCUACUCCUCAAUUAGAAGAUGGAGAAUUCAUUGAAACAAUUACUUUACCAUUAAAUAAUUUAUUAGGUAGUCUACAAGAUAUUAUGGAUAAAGAAGGGUGUACUAUUGAUGCGAGAUUAUAUCAUUUUGCUGUUGGAUUAGAUUUAGCUAAGAAUAUUUAG
Scheffersomyces amazonensis is the source of this 624-nucleotide messenger RNA. RefSeq names its product ADP-ribose diphosphatase (gene YSA1). The record is from RefSeq and is a predicted model, not a curated record. Gene Ontology annotation, cellular component: cytosol; nucleus. The transcript has a single exon. Gene Ontology annotation, biological process: nucleoside phosphate metabolic process; ribose phosphate metabolic process. Gene Ontology annotation, molecular function: ADP-ribose diphosphatase activity. Lineage: Eukaryota; Fungi; Ascomycota; Pichiomycetes; Serinales; Debaryomycetaceae. Bases 1 to 624 code for a protein of 207 amino acids.